UUCGAGUCAAUACUUGAGAGAACCACAAGGCCACUCGUGCCAUGGAUGCCGAAUGCUCGCAGAUUGAGGUUCCCGCAGCCUUAGCUGCUGAACUGAGCCAAUGGCGUCGAGAGGUUUGUGUUGGCUGUGGCGCUAGUGCCAUGUUCUAUUGCCCGUAUUGUUGCAUGCCGCUGGGAGUUCCAGAAGGUGUCACUGUUCCAAGGGUCAGGUUGCCCUUUGCACGCUGCGACAUCAUUUUUGAUGAUGCGCCGAAGAAGGCCACGAGCAUCCAUGCCAAAGUGCUUGCGCCAGAGCAAGUCCGCUUGAUUGACCUUUUCACGGCAGAGGGCAACUCAAACCGGACGUUGAGCCGUCCUGGAGGGAGCGCGAAAGCUACAGGAGCCGAAUGUGGCAAUGAGCACCCGGGAUCAGGCGAAGCAGACAAGUCAUCCGUGCUUCGAGAAAUCCCGGAGUAUGAUCCACAAAUCACCCUUGUGCUUUUUCCUGACGAUUCCAGUGCGACCUUUGAAGAGGUUGUUUCCCAGAAUGGCUUGGGACCGCCUGAGCAUUUGACUCUGGUUGUCAUCGAUUCCCCAUGGAAAAGAGCGCAGGUGCUUCGAAAGCACCCGCGACUGGCAAAUCUUCAAUCCAUCCGUCUCGGACAUCCACCACCCUCACGAUUCUGGCGGUAUCAUUCUGAGGGAACAGGCUGCGUCUCAACUGUGGAGGCCUUGGCCGCUCUUGCCAAAGAAGUUCUUCCCUUCAAAGGAGGGAUGAAGAGCGCUGCGGAGAUGCCUGGUCUAGACCCACUGAUGAACGACCCUUUCCUUUUCUUUUUCGUUCGACAGUUUGCUUACAUUGCGGAGAGACACCUUUCAGGCGCUGAGCGCCCGAUGGAUGCUUCAGCAAAGCAACGGCGCAUGGAGCAGGUACGGCAGAAGGAUCGCUCCAAGCGGCCCAAGCUCCGACCAUUUGGUCCCUGCGAGGGAACUUGAUGUGGGCAGUUUCAUGUGAUGUUCGGCAUCUCGCUAUUCGAGUUUCGCUUCUUUAUUAAUAUAGCUUCUUGUUACUGCUAGUAAGGCACUUGUUACUAGAAGCGAUGCACUUGUUCCUAGUAGCUUAUUGUUUCUAAAAUUAUUUUUAUUUAUAUAUUUCUUUUUUUCUGGGGCAAUUUUCGUCAAUUAUAUAUUUUUCUCACCAUUGUCACCGCAUCACCAUUCUUGCGCCGCCCAGGCUUGGCGAUUGUUCAAUUUUCUUGCAGUGUUGUCAUUGUAGUCGCAUUUUUUAAUUUAGGAGGGUGGACGGUGCGAGACAAGGUCAAGCAUGGAUCGAAAUGCGACAUCACUUUCUUCUACAACACCCUUUUUCAUUUGGCGUUCUUCCUACAUCAUCUUUGUCUUCGUGCAACCAACCUUGGCAUUUUUCCUUUCAACCCAUGCUUUGCUCAACAAGUCAGAACAAUGACUUCGUCAAAUGUGCAGGGAAGGGCCAUGAUGGCCAUGAAAGGGAGGGAACAAAACAACAUUUACACCAACAUAGAAAACAUAUGAGCAACUACCAAAACCUCCGAUGAAGGCAGCAUCACUACAGUGAAGACUAAGUAAGUAAAGUGAAGGAAACCUUCAGGAAUGAUAAGGUUCACAAAAAAACGAUAAGGUUUUAGUACAUGUUCUCAGGUGUGUCCAAACCAUCAGGAACGAGUUUUGCACGUUGCUCAUAUGAACACAUAUUGCCCAGAUAGCGUUUUCAAGUAAGAAAACUUACGAGGAAUAUUUAUGCGGUCGCUUGGUCGCUUUCGCAGAGUGAUCAGAAUGAAUAUUUACACUCUGCGAAACCAGCAUUAGACCCCAAACAGUUUUUAAGUGCUUGAAUUUCAGGUCAGGAAACGGACCCAUCUAGACAAGGCCAGGGACAGGGCCGAGACAAGUGCACAAGGCAGCAAGGCAAGACGGAAGCGUGCCCCACCGGGCAAACAUGGCUUCGGACAACAGGGCCUGGUUUUGUGAGACGCAAUGACCCCUGUAGUUUCCAGCUACCUGGGGAACAAAGAGGCAUUGUAUGGCAUUGAGAGCAUAGUGAGCAUUUGUGAGCCCUUGUUGUGCGUAGACGUGUGGGGGACACGUUGCGCAUGAAAACGGUAGGUGUCUCAGACACCAGACGUAGGUGUCUCAGAUGCAUUUGUUGGACAGGCAAAGAACCAGCACAGGGAGGCCCAAAGCGGAGAUGCGAAAAGUCGAGUGUGCAUUCUUUUAGAGACUUGGGAACGGUUUGUUGAGACUCCAUCCAGCAUCGCAUUCUUGGAACAGAGAUUGCAUGGGCUGUCCAUGAGAUGUGUCUCUACCUCUCAAGCUGUAAGCUGUUUGACAUCAGUGGAGUGUCUUUUUUCCCUUUUCACCGCAGCGCUGCAGGCUGUAGAUUUCAGAUGCUGCGUUGGAGAGUUUUGCC
Molecule: messenger RNA, 2424 nt
Organism: Durusdinium trenchii
Lineage: Eukaryota; Dinophyceae; Suessiales; Symbiodiniaceae
Source: the annotation of a GenBank genome assembly